Molecule: messenger RNA, 1808 nt
Organism: Pezoporus occidentalis (night parrot)
Lineage: Eukaryota; Metazoa; Chordata; Aves; Psittaciformes; Psittacidae
Gene: KCNK10
Product: potassium two pore domain channel subfamily K member 10
Exons: 8
Coding region: 172-1785 (537 amino acids)
Biological process (GO): potassium ion transmembrane transport; stabilization of membrane potential
Cellular component (GO): plasma membrane
Molecular function (GO): potassium ion leak channel activity; outward rectifier potassium channel activity
Source: RefSeq, a predicted model, not a curated record
UUCCCUGCCCUUCCCCUCCCCCUGCGCUGCAGAGCCUCCUGAUGCUGCUGUACUCCUGCCAUGUGCUGCCGCCGUAGCUACUGAGCCUCGUAGCUUAGCCGAGCGUGUCUCCGGCUGCAAACUCCGCCAAACAAACCUGCAUCCUCCUCCAGGGAAGGAUACCCAGAAGCGAUGAAAUUUCCAAUCGAGACUCCAAGAAAACAGGUGAACUGGGAUCCUCAAGUGGCUGUUCCCUCACCAGUGCCAGCUUGUGAACCUGAGCCCAAAACUAACGGGCAUAACCCAGCUCCACGACUCUCCAUUUCAUCCCGAGCCGCUGUUGUUGCUACCAUGGAAGCCCCUUCUCAAGGCCUGCAGACAGUCAUGAAGUGGAAAACAGUGGUGGCUGUCUUUGUCGUUGUCGUAGUUUACCUGGUGACAGGAGGACUUGUCUUCCGUGCCCUGGAGCAGCCCUUUGAAAGCAGGCAGAAGAACACGAUCGCGCUAGAGAAGGCUGACUUUCUUCGGGAGCAUGUUUGUGUAACUCAGCUAGAGCUGGAGACAUUGAUUCAGCAUGCUAUUGAUGCUGAUAAUGCAGGAGUCAGUCCCAUAGGAAAUUCUUCUAAAAACAGCAGUCACUGGGACCUUGGAAGUGCCUUUUUCUUUGCUGGAACAGUCAUCACAACUAUAGGGUAUGGGAACAUGGCCCCAAGCACUGUUGGAGGCAAAGUUUUCUGCAUCUUGUAUGCCAUCUUUGGGAUUCCACUUUUCGGCUUCUUGCUGGCUGGGAUUGGAGACCAACUUGGAACCAUCUUUGGGAAGGGUAUUGCAAGGGUGGAAAAAGUUUUCAGAAAAAAGCAAGUGAGUCAAACAAAGAUCCGGGUGAUCUCUACCAUUGUCUUCAUCCUGGCAGGCUGCGUUGUCUUUGUGACCAUUCCUGCAGUUAUCUUCAAACACAUCGAGGGAUGGACAGCCUUGGAGUCCACCUACUUUGUGGUUGUCACUCUGACUACUGUUGGCUUCGGUGACUUUGUAGCAGGAGGAAAUUCUAACAUCCAUUACCGGGAGUGGUAUAAACCCUUAGUGUGGUUUUGGAUCCUUGUUGGCCUUGCCUAUUUUGCUGCUGUCCUGAGUAUGAUUGGAGACUGGCUAAGAGUCCUGUCCAAGAAGACAAAAGAAGAGGUUGGAGAAAUAAAAGCCCACGCAGCGGAGUGGAAAGCAAACAUGACGGCUGAGUUCAGAGAGACACGGAGGCGGCUGAGUGUGGAGAUCCAUGACAAACUUCAGCGGGCAGCCACCAUUCGGAGCAUGGAGCGCAGGCGCCUGGGCCUGGACCAGCGAGCCCACUCUUUAGACAUGCUCUCUCCAGAGAAGCGCUCUGUCUUUACUGCCUUGGAAGCAGGGCGCUUCAAAGCCUCAUCUCAGGAAAGCAUCAAUAACAGACCUAACAACCUGCGCCUUAAAGGGUCAGAUCAGCUCAACAAGCACGGGCAGGGAGCAUCUGAGGACAACAUCAUUAACAAGUUUGGAUCAUCUGCUAAAAUGAGCAAAAGGAAAAACAAAGACCUCAAAAAGACCAUCCCUGAGGAUGUGCAUAAAAUUUAUGAGACCUUCCGAAACUACUCCUUGGAUGAAGAAAAAAAGGAAGAGGAGACAGAGAAGAUGUGUAAUUCUGAGAACUCUUCUAGCACUGCAGUCCUGACCAACUGCAUCCAGCAGCACUCAGACCUGGAGAAUGGAGUGAUCCCCAAUGAAACCAAAGAAAGGGAACACGAAAACAAAGUGUUACUUGAAGACAGAAAUUAAAUGUAAAAGAUGCUUGACUUGAA